ACAGUUGUAACUCAAGAUACGUUAAAAAUAUUGGAACGUGUAACAGAACUUGCUCGCAGUCAAUGCAAUUAUGACAGGGUCAAUGAAACUUCAAAUUCAAAUUCAAUUGUAUCACAAGACAUGACCCAAUUAUGCAAAGAGUUUCCUGUAUAUAUUCAGUCGUCAAAAUUGUUCAUGAUCAAGCGGUUUCGAAAUAAUCCAAAAGAAUUAACUCGAAGAUUACUCUUGCAACUGGUGGGAAAAGACGAAUUAUGCAAUUUGACAGUCUUAGGGAAAGGGAAAAAAAAGGGAAUUUCAGACGAUAUAAGAGAAGCUGUUUUCUUAUACAUUACAAGAAAAAGGACAAAUAAAGAUGAACCAUUCACUGUUCAACAAUAUCAUACUGCUAUUAACAAUAUGUGCGGAACAAUUCGAAACCCUAGAUCAAAAACUAAUAAUAAACGUUCAAGAAAAACUAAAACCCCGGAAGCAGACAGUUCAACAAAUGAAGAAGAUUCUGACGACCAAAUGGAAAGAAAGAAACGAAAUAAACGUUCAAGAAAAACUGAAACCCCGGAAGCAGACAGUUCAACAAAUGGAGAAGAUUCUGACGAGCAAAUGGAAAGAAAAAAACAAAAAAAAUUAAUUUAA
Leptopilina heterotoma is the source of this 630-nucleotide messenger RNA. RefSeq lists its product as uncharacterized. Lineage: Eukaryota; Metazoa; Arthropoda; Insecta; Hymenoptera; Figitidae. The record is from RefSeq and is a predicted model, not a curated record. Gene Ontology annotation, molecular function: DNA binding. The transcript has 3 exons. Bases 121 to 630 code for a protein of 169 amino acids.